This is a messenger RNA of Opisthorchis viverrini, 5752 nucleotides long. RefSeq lists its product as hypothetical. The annotation marks the transcript as partial. NCBI's taxonomy places the organism in Eukaryota, Metazoa, Platyhelminthes, Trematoda, Opisthorchiida, Opisthorchiidae. The transcript is spliced from 31 exons. The record is from RefSeq and is a predicted model, not a curated record.
CCCCGAUUUCAACACUGCAAUAAACACAAGAGAUGAUGAGGUAGGUCCGUUUCGUUCCGCUCAUCUGACGAUUGCCUCAGCACAAAUAAGACUGGUGAUGACAAUACCGAAACGGACCAAACUUUUUCUCAAUGCCAAAAGUCCCAGAAGCAGGAAGAAUAUGAGCAAAUCAAGUACCUACAUGACUCCAUGUGAAAAGUGCAUUAUCCCAUCGUUUAGAGAUGAAUUCAACAUCUCGACCGAGCACAUAAAAAAACUAAAAGUGGAGAAGGAUGAAGUACAGGAGGCCUAUGACGCAGCCUGUCAAAAAUCUACAGCCAUUCCUUGUAUUUUGUUACGAAAGAAGUUGCAGCGGAUUGAACGUGAACUCGACUAUGAGACUAAGGUUAACAGACAUAUAGAAGAGUUGAUGGCCAGAAUCAGGUACCAUUUCGGUCAGAUGUCUACUCUCUUCUCCAGUUAUGAAGUCAGUCUGCAGGAACUGCAACUUUCAGACCGUCUACUAAUCAAACCUUCCAUGUUCACCUCUUCAUUCAAAUCGAAAGCGAGACGAAUUAAAGACGAGAAUCGAUUGAUCAAACAAACGGAGAAGAAUAUUGUCGAGCUACAAAGGGCUAAGGUCGCGAUGCAAGAAUUGGCUGAAACGCAAACAGAAGAGAGAAAUUCUCAAAUGCAGGUAUCUAUGAAGAGACAUAGACCAUUCUUUGCGCAAACCAUCCAAGAUUUGCAGAGACAGAAGGAAAUGAACACCAAGAGCGAUUGGCUACGCCGAGCUAGAAUGUUUCAUUCUGCCUCGUCAUUGAGGCAGGCCAUUGAAAAAUCACGGGAAGGCAUGUCUGCUGGCCGGCGAAAGCGAUUCACUGAAUGGGAAGCAAUGCAAGAACUGGAAGACGGCAUGUUGAAAUCGGAAGUGGAAUCAUGUUGUGAAAUGGAAAGGGAAAUUGUCUUGCGGCGCCGAAUAGCUCAGAUUGAAGCAAGACACAAGGCGUUCCGCGAAGCCCAAAGCCACAGACGUCUGGAAAUCGUUGCCAAAAUGCUAAAAGAACAAAACGAACAAGAGAAAAAGAUUAACACUGCUCCACAGAAAAGUCGACAUAGACAAGUUGAAUUUAUUGGGGAUUCAAUUGUUCAGACUUUUAAAUCGGAAAGGAUAAAGAAGAUACUCGAUGGUUUGACGUCCGAAGAAGUUGACACUUCCCAAAAGACCCCCAGAAUGCGAGCCAUCAGCGCCGAUCCAUCCAAGUCUGGACUUGUAAAGGGGGCGAAAGAUUCAAGGGAAAAAACGCCAACAUCAGAAGAUAUGAAGAGCAUCGUUGACACAGUGAUGAAGGAGGACUUAGAUCACAUUCUCAAUGACUUUACAUUACGACCUGGUCUGGGUGGACGAAGAACAGUGAUUUCUUCAAACUUCUUGGAAAGCCCGAAUACUAGUACAGCCGUUUCUAAUACAACCGCAUCGACUCAAUACAACAUUGAUCGGGAUUCCACGAACGCCUACACUCACGUGGUUGGAGACCACUGGGAAGAAUCGAGCGAGGAUGAGACGAUGGAAGGGGAUGGUGAACUUGGAAAAAGCGAAGAGGACAGCCUGCAAGAUACCCAUAAACGGGGCAAAAGAAGACAAACAAACCGACAACCAACGACGUUAGAAAAGGAGUUACUGCGACGCUCCCUAAAUCGAAUUCGUGAGCAUAUUGUUCAACCACAAAUUGUGGGUCACAAAGAGUUUCAUGGCCCCGGAUUCAGAAGUAACCCUCCAAAAAUCUGGUUCAAGGAUUUCGAGGUGAACAGUGUCACGAAGCUCAAGGUUCAAUUAACCAAUGCGUCUUUCAAAGCGAUAACAUGCCGAUACAUAGACAUGAGUGAAGAACUGCUUGAUUUUGUAUCAGUUCGCUAUUCUCCUCCUGGUGUGGUCUCUCCCGGGAUGAGCUUCAUCUUUGACGUGAUCUUUACUCCGAAACUGGAACGGGAUCUAUGUGGGCAACUAAAUUUCCUGGCUCCAAAUGGUCCCUUCAGUAUCCCUUUCAAAGCCACCACAAAAAAAUACGAGAUCGCUGUUGACAGCCAUAUUGUAGAUUUUGGACAGGUGGUGAUUGGUGAAACUGAAAGGAGAUCAGUCAUUGUGCGGAACACCGGCGGAAAAGGUGUUCAUUUCAAGUUUGCCAUCGAGAGUGGCCAUCAAUUUACCGUUGACAAGACUCGUGAUUUGGGAUUGAACAGAAAUGAACCCGUGCACAACUCAGAAGGGGAGCAAAUUCAGUGCGAUGAACAAACAACGGAAGUUGGAACUGAAAACAUUGAACAGCUUGCAGAAACCGCUAAUUUGAGACACCUAUGGCGUCAGAGUGGUUUAUCCCUGAAUCUCAAGGGAAGUGCGUAUCAAGCUACGGUACGGGUUGCUUUGUUGUAUGGUUGUGAGAUUUGGCCUAUUCGAUCAACGGAACAGAGAUGUCUUCAGGUGUUCGACAAUCGUUGUCUCAGAACCCUAGCUCGUGUGGGUUGGCAUCGAAAGCGCGUUUCCCGUUGUGUGACGGGUAACUCCAUUGAAGAAUAUGUUCAGCGCCAGAAGCUGCGUUGGUUGGGACAUGUUUUGCGUAUGCCGCACCAUCGCUUGCCGGAGAGAGUGCUGUUUUCCAUGCCUAAUUCAGAGUGGCAUAAACAGAGAGCUGACGAACAAGAAGCUUCGGUCGAAGGACAAGCAAUCGAUGAUCUUGAGUUACACACCGACUAUCCACAGGAGUUCCAGUGUGGUGAACCAACGGAAGGAUUCCUGGAAGCAUAUAGCAGUACAAAGUUGGAGAUCAUAUGGCGCCCUAGCACGCUGAUCCCCACAAAUGAAGGUAGUGAAUGGUUACUCGGAGAGACAGAGUUCGCCCGGUUCGUGAUUCACUUUGAAGAAGCUAGUGUUGAACCAGUUCAAAUCUGUGCUCAAGGAACUCCAAAAGAUCUGCCCACGUGGCUUUCAACCACUCACAUCUUGCUGGGAAUAUGCUGGUUUGAUCGCCUUUAUCAGGAUAGUUUCUCCAUUAACAAUCGAACAAAUAGUGCGCUCAAGGUUACGGUGAAAAUGGACGCACGGAUCGAAAAACAUCUGGAAAUUUUACCGAAUAUGGGAGCCGUCCAGGCUCAUGGUCGUCUAAUGGCUCAGGUGAAAUUCCUUCCACGACAAUCGCUGUCAUCUGAUCUAGAAGAACUAACAAGUGGGAGAGACUCGCAUCUGGGAGAAAUGAAUGAUCAAACUGACUUAUCACCACAGUUUGAUCCAGACACAGGAGUUCUUCAGGUACCAGUAAUAGUUAGUGUGACUGGACAGACAAAUGUGUUGAAACUUGUGGUGUCUGCGGUUGUGACGACAUCUGACCUUGAACUGACACCGGAUGCAAUCGAUCUUGGGACCGUCGGACUCGGUGAGACGGCAGUCACUAGAUUUUCCAUCACGAACCCAGGCUUGCUGCCGCAAGAAUUCGCCAUAGUCAGUUUGCCACAAUACGUCGAUGUUCAGCCCAACAAUGGCUUUGGAACAAUUCUUCCAGAACAAACCAUCGAACUCGAAUUACUCUUUACUCCCGACAGAGUCAAAGAAUUCAAGUUUCGAAUAACGUGCAAAAGUGGAAUUGGCAGAACAUUCACCAUUGACUGCGUUGCAACGUGUGUGAAAUCUCCUGUCACGCUUUCCGCACACAAACUCGUCUUCGAACCUACUCCUUUGGGAGAGACAAGUUGUGCACAGUUAACUAUUUCAAACCCUCGGCAAACAGUCGGACCAGAUGGAACCCUCAGGAUGACUAAAUCCACAGCUUUUCAGUGCGAAAUCAUCGACUCAGGUUUUUCCCACCCAAAAGCACACUGGAGCGAGGAACUCAUUGCAAAACAUGCGCAGGAUGAAAAAGAAGGACCCCUGGGAUCAGAGUUUCUCACGGUACUUCCCAGGUCGGAUACGCUGGAGCCCAACCAGACCCGUUCGAUAAAAGUCUAUUUCUCUCCUACGUUGGAUCAACACAAGGUGAAAGAAUUAGCAGCAAGAAUGAAGGAUGAAUAUACGUUAGUAAAGAAGAGGCAACAAAUGGAGUUGGAAUUGCAGAAGGCCAGACAAGAAAAGAAAACGAAGAAAGUGGCACCUCAAAGCGGAAAAAGACGCCCCGGUACCAAGAAUGUUGAAGAGAAGCCGACUUGUGUCGAUGCACCUCGUAUCAUACAGAUACCACCAACCGAUCCACAAUCAAUCCACAAUAACUCGAAAGAGUUCACGGAGGCCGAACUUGCGCUGCUUCAGAGAUAUCCCUCAGAUGAACUCGAACUUGCAGCAAAAGAACAAUGGGAUCCCCACAACUCACCGUGUGCAACUGAUGGGAACACGUGGCCAGCAACGUAUGCUGUCUAUCGACUGGCGUGUUUUGUUGCUGACGGGCCAGGUUUUGAGGGCUGGACUGAUAACCCUCCUACUUAUCACGUGGAAAAUACCGUGUUUAUUGAACUCUUGUGUCCAAUCGUUCGCCCGGCGCUCAGGAUCACGUCACCCCUUGCCAUCACAAAUCGUCUCGACUUUGGACAAGUCUGCGUUGGUUUAAAAAAGACCAUGCACUUUACAGUUCAAAAUAUCAGUCCGUAUGAUUUGAAGCUAUCUGCUACGCCACUGAACCCCGUUGGGCCUUUUGAGUUUUUGAGCUCUAUGGACCGUUUGAAGUUGAAGGAAUCUGUUGAGUUAUCGAUUCAGUUCGCGCCCACUUAUGGUCACACAUGGUGUUCUGAUUCAUUUCAAAUCCUCGCCACACCGCUGUUGAGUGAGGACGCACAAAAUGGCGACAUUGAACAGACUACCUGGAAGUGCCCAAUGACAGUCAAGGUCACUGGAAUUUGUACAACUCCAAAUGUUGAAUUGACGGGUUCUUCGGCACUUCAGUCCUCCACAUGCACUUCGCACAUUCUCCACUGUGGCUCCGUUAUUGCCGGUGACUUCACAGAGCAGUUUGUUCAAGUACGAAACACAUCAGAGGCACCGGUUCAUUACGCUAUCGUUGUGGAUGAAGUGAAGCCUCAUGGUACAAGCAAUAUAAGUGGCUCGCCAGCCUUCCAUUUUGAUCCGAACAGAGGAUUGAUACAGCCAGGUUCGACCCAGUCCAUCAAGGUGACGUUUUCACCGGACCAUCCAAGUGAUUUGUUCCACGAAACCCUUGUCUUCAAAUUGUUCAAUCAAAUGCAAAAUGCACACAUAAUCCAGGUUAGAGGAUAUUGCAAAUCGUCGCCAAUGUAUGUGCGAGGCGGAGAUCAUGGUGUCGGUCUGCGAGGGGAUAGUGACUCACACAGUCAGAUGAACGAUUAUGUUGGCCUUGAAAUGAGCCAAUCAAAUGAGGAGAGAGCCGCUUCAUAUUUGACAAUGCGUCUGGAACGCGGUCGGCAAACAAGUGCACCUGACGAGUCGCCCCCAGAAGAAUUGGAAACAAACCGAGCCGAACUGCCGUCAUUUUCGUCCCCAUGGAAUACGCUACAUGUUGGCUUCGUGAAAUCUAGUGAUGGCUUGAACAAAAAGGCUGGAGAAUUCACAAUCGAAAACAUUAAGGAUCUCAAUACACUCGGUUUUGAAAUUGAACCACAAAAGGCCACCGUGGACCAGGGGGUUGAACGAGCCAUUCGGUUUCGCUGGAUACCAAAAGCAGACGUUGCAGUUGGAACAACCGUGGAGGCUGUUGCGCGACUUACCCUGAAAGCGGACCGAACGACAACUCACCGAGUCUACCUUUUGGGUGUAGCAUAA